Gekko japonicus is the source of this 2545-nucleotide messenger RNA. It is a transcript of the gene OVCH2, whose product is annotated as ovochymase 2. The transcript has 20 exons. The annotation marks the transcript as partial. Gene Ontology annotation, biological process: proteolysis. Gene Ontology annotation, molecular function: serine-type endopeptidase activity. The record is from RefSeq and is a predicted model, not a curated record. NCBI's taxonomy places the organism in Eukaryota, Metazoa, Chordata, Lepidosauria, Squamata, Gekkonidae.
AUGCCAGUGUCCUUAGGCAAUCUGCUUGUACUUAUGCUUGGGACAACUUACUUUAGAGAGGGAAGCUCUAGAUCAAUGUCGCGACAGCAAGAUUCUAAAUGUGGAAAGAAACCCUUGGAACAAAAUGCAGGGAGUUUCCAUAACUACCUCUCUAGGAUUGUUGGUGGGAACCAGGUGCAGCAUGGCUCACACCCAUGGCAGGUUUCCUUGAAACGAGAGAACAGUCAUUUUUGUGGCGGAACCCUUGUUUCUACUCAAUGGGUGAUCACAGCAGCUCACUGUGUUCAAAGCAGAAACCUGCUCAGUUCUUUGACCAUCACUGCCGGAGAACAUGAUCUGACUCUGACAGAGCAGGAAGAACAGACACUACCUGUAAAACAUAUCUUCAGUCAUCCAAAAUUUGACCCCAGGAAACCAAUGAAUUAUGACAUUGCCCUUCUGAAAGUGGAUGGCAGCUUUAAAUAUGGUCCCAAAGUUUGGCCAGCGUGUCUUCCCAGUCCAGAUGAAACGUUUGAUCCAGGCUAUAUAUGCAGCACUUGUGGCUGGGGUCGCCUAAGAGAAACAGUUACGAACUCUUUUGCUUGCUAUUCAGAUGGAAUCCUCCCUCAAAUCUUACAUGAAGUGGAAUUGCCAAUCUUAGACCAAGACGAAUGUUCUAGAGCACUUUCUACUUUAAAGAAACCUGUCCGAGGCGACACUUUAAUGUGUGCUGGGUUUCCAAAUGGAGGAAAAGAUGCAUGCCAGGGUGACUCUGGAGGCCCUCUUGUGUGUCUGAAUGAACAUGGCUCCUGGACCCUGGUUGGGGUGACCUCAUGGGGGAUGGGAUGUGCUCGUGGCUGGAUGUAUAACCUGAGAAAAAAGUACAAUAGAAGAGGAUCUCCAGGAGUUUUUACAGAUCUUAUCAAGCUUCUCCCCUGGAUUCAACAAUAUAUGGCCACUGAUGUCAGAAUGAAAAGUUCUACAGCAUCAUGCAGUAUUCAGGAUGGUAGGCUCCUUGGCAACGAAGGAGGACUACACCUGCCUGAAAGCCCCAGACGUUUCUAUCCGGAUAAUCAGUUGUGCGUCUGGACUCUGCUUGUACCAGAAGGAAUGCAUAUUCUGCUGAACUUUUCCCACUUUGAUGUGGAGCCAGAUAUAUUUUGUGACUAUGAUUCCCUGUCAGUGAUUUCUAAGGACGAUCAGCUAGUCGGGAAAUUCUGUGGAAGGAAUCCUCCAUUACCCAUAUUGAUUGGCUCAAAUAGUAUAAGGCUUAAAUUUGUAUCAGAUAAUAAGGAACGUGGGACUGGAUUUUCCAUGAAAUACCAGGCUGUUGCACCAGCUAUGCUUCCAGAUUCUGGCUGUGGAUCGCUAGCUGUACUCUUUGAGGAAGGAACGAUACAAAGCAUGCACUACCCUGAGGCAUACAGCAACUUGGCAGAUUGUCAGUGGAUAAUUCAUGCUCCAGAGAAUUAUGUGGUCAAGCUCACAUAUGACAAUUUUAAACUGGAAGAAAAUAAAGACUGCACGUAUGACUCAGUGACAGUGUAUGAAAACAUUGCAAUGGAGAAAGAAAUAGCUCGGUCCUGUGGAUUUGCUAUCCCGGCACCAGUUCUAAGUUCCGCUACUACCAUGCUGAUCAGGUUUCGUUCAGAUGAAUCAGAGACUUUUGGUGGAUUCAGAGCUACAUUUUCAUACAUUCCCAUUGCAGAUUUAAAUAUAUCAGAUACAAGCAGUGCAGUGAUAGUUCCUGAUCCUGAACAAAUAAAUGACCCUGCAAAUGCAGCUGACAUUCCUGAUGACCUUUGUGGAGUAGCAUCAAAUCAGCCAAGGUUUCUUUUCAGUCGGAUAACUGGAGGCGAGGAAGCUGUACCCUACUCCUGGCCUUGGCAGGCUAGUAUGCAGAUUUCAGGUGAAAAUAUCUGUGGAGGAACAGUUCUCACUAAUAUGUGGGUGGUCUCUGCUGCUCACUGCUUUACAUACAGGACACAAUACAGAGAUCUAUGGAGAGUGGUGGUUGGAGUCCAUGAUAUCAAAGCUCAAGAGCCAAACAGUCAGAAAAGAUCAGUGAAGAAGUAUAUCAUACAUCCAGAUUUUAACAGCACUACAAUGGACUCAGACAUUGCUCUGGUACAGCUGACUGAACCUUUAGAACUCAAUCAUGUUCGUCCUGUGUGCCUGCCUGAGAAAGAUGAAAAAGUUGAACCUUCAAGGGUUUGUAUCAUCACAGGCUGGGGCAUUCAUAAUGAAGACAAAGAAAAAUCAAGAAAACUCCAGCAACUUGAAGUUCCUAUUUUGGAUUCUGAAGAAUGCCAUAAAUACUACAUGAACCAUUCUGGAGGAGUGACCAAACAGAUGUUCUGUGCCGGAUUCCCUGCUGAAAGGGACAAGGAUGCAUGUACAGUAAGUUCCCCCGGGCCACUAGUUUGUCCUUCAGAAGAUUCAAGUUACUACACUCUUCAUGGAAUAAUAAGCUGGGGAUCUGGCUGUGGAAGAAAAGAUUACCCAGGAGUGUAUACAAACGUAGCUUCUUUUGUCGAUUGGAUCAAUCAGCACAUUUCUGGAACCA